AUGAUAUCUCAUAGCAUAUCAACAUCGCGUAUGAGAUGUUUUGGACUCGGUUGGUCGGGUAGAGCAAUAUUCUUGCGUACCUACUCGUCUAAACCACCCAAAUCACCUCAAAUGGAGAAAGGGGAAUCGGUGGCCAAAGGAAGAAUGAUACCUAAAAAGAUGAUGAAAUCAAGAAUAAGGACUAAUGAUGCAGUACUGGCACAUCCAAUCACUACUGCAAAGGCUUCAGAGCCCCAUAAUGAACUGUCAGCCCCAUCGAAAUUCAUUUCAUUUAAAGACUUUCCGAAGGCGCCACAAGAAAUCCUCGACCAAAGUCUAGAGCAGUUGUAUACCUCAAUAAACCUCAAACCAUGGGUCAAUACGAAUACUGUAUCAGAGCCUUCGGAGGAGGAAAUUUUGAAAAAGAAGCCUGAAAACUUCGUCGACUUUACUAUUCCGGACAAAUUUUUGAAAUCAAAAGCUAAUGAAGAGAUAACCAGUAGAGACAGGGCUCUCGUCGAGGAGCUAGAUAAUUUCUUGAAGGCUGAUGAUGUGAAUGAGGUCUUACCGUCGCAAUUAAAUUUGAUUAAGCUAUACUACGAUCAGAAUACAAACAGUUUCCAGCCAUAUCCGGAGCAUACUUUAAAGAGAUCAUUGCUGGGGAUGAUAAAUUUGAACCCUUGCCUCAACGACAUUGAUGAUAAAUACCUCUGGAAAUUAUUUCCUGAACAUAAGUUAUUUGGUGUUCCUCCUUUUGAAGAAGGGAGUCAUGGAUUUAAGAAGUGGGAGCGUGAAAUGCUUGAAAAGGAAAAAGAAGCCAAGAUUGCGAAAGAAGACGAUCAGAGAGAGCUCACAGAGUUUGAAUCUGCCUUGAAAAACUCCAAAUCUUUCUUCACAAAACCAAAGAAGGGAUCUAGAAGGAAGCUCGAUAGAAAGUUACUAAAGAAGUAUAAAAAAUUGAAAGAGGAAGGUAAGAUCCCUAAAGAAUUCAUUACUGAUGGUUAUGAUUUACUUAAGUAG
Molecule: messenger RNA, 999 nt
Organism: Priceomyces carsonii
Lineage: Eukaryota; Fungi; Ascomycota; Pichiomycetes; Serinales; Debaryomycetaceae
Exons: 1
Coding region: 1-999 (332 amino acids)
Source: RefSeq, a predicted model, not a curated record